AUGGAAUCGGGUCUAUACCACCUGCAGCCCGGUCUAGAUCCCCUUCAACGUCCAUAUGUCGCCCCCCUGACGAGUGCGGAACCUGAUGAACCAUAUGCAUUCCUCAAGACCUUUGACACCAUUUUCUUAAUUGACGAUAGCAACGAACCACUUUGGUAUGAAACUCGGGCAGCCCUUGCUGCCCUCCCCACCUGCAAACUCUGUGAUUCUUCUGGUUUUGUCAAUUGUCACGGGCUCUACCUGUGCUACAAUUUACGGAGCGAGUAUCGGUAUUACAAUCGAAGAGGUCGGGGCAAACGCAAAAAUGAAGCAUUCUGGACGGAUUUUAAUUCAAGGCCCGAUACGGAUAUCUUCGAUGGACGCGAAUGUCUUUUUGAAGACGAGAACGGCAGCCUCAAAACGCCAGCGCUCGCAAAUCUCGACACUGGACUCAAGGUCCCAGGUGGUUUAAUCAUGUCGUCCCAAUACGCCAAAGAGAUCGGACGUUUUCAGGACAUUUCGGAGGAUUUCGUCGACCCGUGUCUGCGGAGUAUCUCAGGCCACCUCACCCCAGUGACUGGAGUGCUCCGAGACGUGGUUUUCCGGGUCAAAGGAUCGUCCGUCACAUUCAGGCGCAACUUCUUCGUCUGCGAUGCCAUCGACGGUCUGGUCGACAUCAUGUUCGGCGCCCACUUCAUCACCGACCAGUUCAAGAUGUUGUUUGGACGGGUGAAAGAAUGUCUCGGCACGUUUGCAACAUGGUUCUCGACCCGGAAGGAGACCAAUCAGGAAAGAGAGGAGAGAGAGCGCCGUGAGCGCGAUCAAAAAAUCAAGGCGAACGAGAGGGAGAUCGCGCGUUUGCGCAGGGAGCAGCAGAUGCUGGAGGCUGCGAACAGGCAGAGUCAAGGAGGUGGCGCUGGCCAUGGCCAGUGA
This is a messenger RNA of Fonsecaea pedrosoi CBS 271.37, 912 nucleotides long. RefSeq lists its product as uncharacterized. NCBI's taxonomy places the organism in Eukaryota, Fungi, Ascomycota, Eurotiomycetes, Chaetothyriales, Herpotrichiellaceae. The record is from RefSeq and is a predicted model, not a curated record. The transcript has 2 exons. Bases 1 to 912 code for a protein of 303 amino acids.